UUCUCCCUUCCCCUUUAUAUCCGCAGAACAGAGUACCCAUAUGAGCCAGCCAUAUUCAUUCUCUCUCUCUCUCUCUCUCCCCCUCUCCUCUGCUCUGCACUGGAAUUGAGCUGAGCUUUUCGUGUUGCUUCGCCGCCCGCAGCUGAAGCCGCCAUGGGAACGCAAGGUCCCGACGACGAGAAGUACAUCGACCGUCACUCCAUUGAGGAGAAACUAGCGAAGCAGAAGGAGAUCGACGAUUGGCUUCCCAUCACCUCUGCGAGGAACGCGAAAUGGUGGUACUCGGCCUUCCACAAUGUCACGGCCAUGGUCGGAGCCGGCGUCCUCAGCCUCCCCUACGCCAUGUCCGAACUCGGAUGGGGCCCUGGAGUAGCUGUGCUAGUCCUGUCAUGGAUCAUCACCCUGUACACGUUGUGGCAAAUGGUAGAGAUGCACGAGAUGGUCCCUGGGAGGAGGUUCGAUCGGUACCAUGAGCUCGGGCAGUACGCGUUCGGCGAGAAGCUCGGGCUCUAUAUCGUGGUCCCUCAGCAGCUGGUGGUCGAGGUCGGUGUCAACAUCGUGUACAUGGUCACCGGAGGGACGUCGCUGAAGAAGUUCCACGACACCGUGUGCUCGGACUGCAAGAAGAUCAAGACCACCUACUUCAUCAUGAUCUUUGCCUCUGUCCACUUUGUCCUCUCCCACCUCCCCAACUUCAACUCCAUCGCUGGCGUCUCCCUAGCUGCAGCCGUUAUGUCUCUUAGUUACUCGACCAUAGCUUGGGGAGCCUCCGUAGACAAGGGCGUUCAGCCGGACGUGAAGUACAGUUACAGGUCUUCGACCACGCCAGGGAAGGUCUUUGACUUCUUCAGCGCCUUGGGCGAUGUGGCUUUCGCAUAUGCGGGGCACAAUGUGGUCCUGGAGAUUCAGGCGACUAUCCCCUCCACUCCCGAGAAGCCGUCCAAGGGCCCGAUGUGGAGAGGAGUCAUUGUCGCCUACAUUAUCGUGGCUCUCUGCUACUUCCCGGUUGCUCUAGUUGGUUACUAUGUUUUCGGGAACAAAGUCGAGGGCAAUAUCCUCAUCUCCCUGGAGAAACCGAAGUGGCUCAUUGCAAUGGCAAACAUGUUUGUUGUCAUCCAUGUUAUCGGAAGUUACCAGAUUUACGCAAUGCCGGUGUUUGACAUGAUAGAGACUGUAUUGGUGAAAAAAUUGCACUUCAAGCCAACCAGAAUGCUUCGUUUUGUGGCUCGCACUGUCUAUGUCGCAUUCACAAUGUUCAUCGGCAUCACUUUCCCAUUCUUCAGCGGCCUUCUUUCAUUUUUCGGAGGACUUGCUUUCGCCCCGACGACGUACUUUCUUCCUUGCAUAAUGUGGCUCGCAGUCUACAAACCGAGGAAGUUUAGCUUAUCCUGGUGGUCGAACUGGGUAUGCAUCAUCUUCGGGCUUUUGCUGAUGAUCUUGUCACCCAUCGGAGGACUCCGGCAGAUCAUCCUCCAGGCCAAGACAUACCAAUUCUAUUCCUAGACUCGCAUGGAAGCGAACCGGGUUUGUCUCCGAUGCAGACCAGUUCAGAUUCCGAGUGCCCAUAGAGACAGAUCAUAGAACAUGGUGGGCAAGACUAAAUAUUCAAGCAGGAACACGUCUGGUUAUUAAUGGAGUAUCAGUACAUUGUGCGUCUGUGAUGGGUGAUUUGUGCAACUUCUCUAUGCUCUUUCCUUCCGUUCCUGUGUGCAUAUAUCUUCUCUUGCUGCGUAAUUCUUCUUUAAGGAUCUUUAGAAAAGAUUUGUGGCUUUAGUUAUUCUUCAUUCAGUUC
Rhodamnia argentea is the source of this 1792-nucleotide messenger RNA. RefSeq names its product lysine histidine transporter 1-like. The coding region runs from base 154 to 1503 and encodes 449 amino acids. The transcript is spliced from 8 exons. The record is from RefSeq and is a predicted model, not a curated record. NCBI's taxonomy places the organism in Eukaryota, Viridiplantae, Streptophyta, Magnoliopsida, Myrtales, Myrtaceae. Gene Ontology annotation, cellular component: plasma membrane.